GUGCAGCCUGCACCUCUCUCCUCAUUUCAAGCCUUUGCCAGGUUCCCUCCUCCUCCUCCUCCUCUCCCUCCUCCUCUCCGCCGCUGCCAGUCGCUCCUCAGGCCGCGGUGGGGAGCGUUUAUUCCCCGCUGUCGGCGUUUAGCAGAUGGGUGUCUCGGCCUGAGCCUCAGCCAGGAGGAGGAAGAGGAGGAGGAGGAGGUGGAGGACAGAGAUGAACGUUCACCCGUGUGCCCGCAGGCUGGCUCGCCGCUCCGGCUCCGCGCUGCUGCUCGCCGCCGUGGCCGUGCUGCUGCUCCAGACGCUGGUGGUGUGGAACUUCAGCAGCCUGGACUCUGGAGCCACGAGCCGGGAGAAGAGAGAGGAGCGAGCCGGGGAGCUGAACAAAGCCGCCGCCGCCGCCGCCGCCGCCGGUGCUGGUGGCGGGCAGCAGCAGCAGCAGCGGCGGUGGAGGAGGAGGAGUGACCCGGCUGCUGGGCUCCAGCUGCAGGCGCAUCGUCAGAAAGACAAACUGCGUCUGGACAGCAACAACAACGAGAACUCUGUCCCCAAAGACUUUGACUCUGUGGACAGCAACAGUAACCUCGGCGCGCGCUCCCAGCGCCAGCAAGUGUCGACCGGAAACGCCAAACAUCAGCCGGACAAAGUGCAGAGUGACGACGUCCUCAAGUCGUCUCCCGUCCAAACCAGAGGGGUCGCCCACAACCGCAGUCACGCCCACCUCCACAAACCACACCCCCAGGCACCGACACCGAUGAAAAUGGCGGCCGGACUAGUGCCGAAGAAAGAGCGGCAACAGUGUGAGGUCAGCGGGAAAGAGGCCAUUUCUGCUCUGUCCCGAGCCAAGAGCCGCGAGUGUCGGCAGCAGAUCGUGGAAGUUUACUGCAAACACAAGGAGAGCGUGCUGAUGCCCGAGAAGGUGCCUCGCUACUGCCCCACAGAGGGUAAGGCUAACGUGAAUGCGCCGUGGGACGAGGGACCCUUGGACACUUCCCAGCUUGUGCCGGUGCGGAUCGCCUUUGUGCUGGUCGUCCACGGCCGAGCAUCGCGUCAGUUCAUGCGUCUCUUCAAAGCAAUCUACCACACGUCACACUACUACUACAUCCAUGUUGACAAGCGGUCCAACUUCCUCCAAAGAGAGGUCCUGUCUCUGGCCGGCCAGUAUCCAAAUGUGCGGGUCACACCUUGGCGAAUGGCCACCAUCUGGGGCGGGGCCAGUCUGUUGACCAUGUAUCUGCGCAGCAUGGAGGACCUGCUCAAAAUGGCUGACUGGUCCUGGGACUUCUUCAUCAACCUGAGUGCUGCAGAUUACCCCAUCAGGACCAACGAUCAGCUGGUGGCUUUCCUGUCAAAGUACCGCAACAUGAACUUCAUCAAAUCUCACGGCAGAGACAACGCACGUUUCAUCCGUAAACAGGGUCUGGACCGUCUCUUCUAUGAGUGCGACACACACAUGUGGCGUCUCGGCGAUCGCAAGAUCCCAGAGGGCAUCGCGGUGGACGGAGGCUCUGAUUGGUUCCUGCUCAGCCGGCCCUUUGUGGAUUACGUGGUCAACUCUAGAGACGAGCUGGUCACCGGCAUGAAGCGCUUCUACUCCUACACACUGCUGCCCGCAGAGUCCUUUUUCCACACUGUGCUGGAGAACAGCGCCCUCUGUGGGACCAUGGUGGACAACAACCUGCGGCUCACUAACUGGAACCGCAAACUGGGCUGCAAAUGCCAGUACAAGCACAUCGUGGACUGGUGCGGCUGCUCGCCCAACGACUUCAAACCUGCUGAUCUGCCGCGAUUCCAGCAAGUGUCCAGACCCACCUUCUUUGCCAGGAAGUUUGAGGCCAGCGUGAGUCAGGAGAUCAUCAACCAGCUGGACUCGUACCUGUUUGGUGCGUACGCGUCGGGAACGCCGGGCCUACAAGCCUACUGGGAAAACAUCUACGAGCAGGACACGGACGGACCCGCCAGCCUGUCGGACUCCACGCUCAGUCACUACCACGCCUUCGCCCGCAUGGGAUUAUCGUGCGCUGCGCGCUCGCUGCAGGGCCGUCCCAGCGACGACAGCUGCAGGUACGAACACUUUGUUCUCUUAAGUCCCUGUGACGUGAUAACAACGAUGGUCGACAUGUCAGAUUAUCAAUCACAGCAGAUUACUGGCGUAUGUUUGUGA
Messenger RNA from Solea senegalensis (Senegalese sole), 2161 nucleotides. Its product is annotated as xylosyltransferase 1-like. Gene Ontology annotation, molecular function: protein xylosyltransferase activity. The coding region runs from base 212 to 2161 and encodes 649 amino acids. Gene Ontology annotation, cellular component: membrane. The record is from RefSeq and is a predicted model, not a curated record. NCBI's taxonomy places the organism in Eukaryota, Metazoa, Chordata, Actinopteri, Pleuronectiformes, Soleidae. Gene Ontology annotation, biological process: heparan sulfate proteoglycan biosynthetic process; chondroitin sulfate proteoglycan biosynthetic process. The transcript has 8 exons.